This is a messenger RNA of Parastagonospora nodorum SN15, 3378 nucleotides long. RefSeq lists its product as hypothetical. The transcript is spliced from 3 exons. The coding region runs from base 1 to 3378 and encodes 1125 amino acids. Gene Ontology annotation, cellular component: cytosol. Lineage: Eukaryota; Fungi; Ascomycota; Dothideomycetes; Pleosporales; Phaeosphaeriaceae. The record is from RefSeq and is a predicted model, not a curated record.
AUGUCCACGAUAUCUGAGUCGACGCGCCCAGGUACGGACACGACGUUGGCGAAGCACGACCUGCCGUUCGCAAGCGUCGCCAUCGCGCAGUACCACAAGAUCCAGGAGAAGCUGGCCUCGAACAACAUCUUCUGCAUCCUGCGCUCGCCCGCCCCGAUCCGCGUGUGGGUGUACCGCUCGCUGCUGGCGGAGAAUCGGCUGUGGAAUGAAUGCGACCGCCCCGCCGUGAGCGCAACCAUGGACAAGGACAAGGACAAGGAGUCACGGGACGACGGCAGCAUCGACGACACGGAGAGUCUGCGAGACUCGGAGGCGGACAGCGUGAAUGGCGCACGCGCGAGACCCCAUCUCACGCGCCUGAGACUUGCGCUGGCGCCGUACUGCGUGCACUUCAACAACCCGGGGUACAUCCGCGAUGAUACGCUGCGCAUGCUGGAGCGGGACGUGGUCAAGAAGACGCUGGAGGAGACGAGGAAGAGCCUCGAGAUGCGCGAGGAGCUGGGCCUGUCCUGGGAAUUCUGGGACUCGCUGGCCGAGGUGCUCAAGGUCGCCAUCCCCUCGCUGGAGCGCCGCUGUUUUGCUGCCCCGGACCCCGCCGCGCCUGAGUACGAGGGCUUGUCGGGGCCGCUGAUUGCCAGCUAUUCGCCGAGUUUGCUGCGAGAUCUCGAGCGGCUGAACCAGCUCGUGUGCAUUGCGCGCAACGUACAGGUCCAUGGCGAAAAGGUGCAGAAUCUCAGCGCCGAGAGGCUGUUCGACAAGGACAUCUUCGCCCUCAUCAAUGUCUGCGUCAGAGUCACAGCAAGGGGCUACGACGGCGAAGCCGGCACCCAGGACGAAGACAAGUGGCAGGGCGUCAUCAACGCGUACAAGAAGCUGCUCAUCACCUGUCUGCAGUUCCUCAACAACCUCAUCGCCCGCAACGAGCAACGGAAGCUGAUGUUGUGGAUCGAGCUCUUCGACAGCCAUCUCGACAACGAGCUGCCCAACUUUGCCGACAUGAAGUACAAGCUGGACGAGUUCAAUCAGCAGGAACCAACCUGGCAGCCAGACACUCCAGAUCCCAUGGCCCGGCCGUCGCGAAGUCUGGAAACGUUCAAGAUCCCCCAGCAGCCUGCGUCGUCGCCGUUUCUGCUCUACAUUGGUGAGACUGGCAACGAUGUCAAGAAGGCGCUGCAACAGCACGGCGUCAAGGCUGGGGCCAACGAGAUUGCUGCCGAGUGUAGGCGGCGGUGGCAGACGAUGAGCGAGGAAGAGAAGAACAAAUGGAACAUGCUCUAUGCCGACGUCGUGGCCAGAUAUCGCGAUCAAAUUACACAGUCGAGCACAUACAAGAAGGUGGUCGACCAGCACGCCAAGAACGAAGAGAGCGUGCAGGCGCUUGCAAAGAGCAUCAACCAGUUGCAGGUCGAGGUCGAUCGGAUGCGCUCAUCCAUCAGCACUUCUCCCGAAAGCACAUCGCACGAACAGGCUUCACCCGCCGCAGAAGCCAAACAGCCCGCAAGACCAGCGCCAGAUGACUCGUUGCUCGACCCCAGCAUCAAGCCGUCUUCCCCGGCAGGUGAGAUCGAUUUCCGUGUCACCUACCCGCCAUCCUUUGGAGCAGAAAUCCUGCAGAAUGGCAAGGAAGAUCUCUUGAAGCGUCUGGAGCCAGACCCAGACCGUCCAUCAGGGCUAAUCAGUCAUGUAGCCUCUCCAACCUCUCCUCUGCCAGAGGAUGACGACGACAAUGAUGACGACUAUGACGACAUCCCUGGCGAUGAGGGACGGGGCUUGCUCACUGAUGUGCCGCUGAUUCUUGGACCGACAGAGAUUGAGGUCUUGCCUAUGAUCAUCAUGGCAGGUAUCGUGGAGCCGCAGGAAGGCCAGCCAGGCUAUCACUCCGACCCAACCGUGUUUAGCAGUGUGCGAAGCAUGCAUGGCGUUCGAUGUCAUUUGUUGCUUGCACAGGACAAUGGACGGAAUCUGUUGCGUGAGCUGUUGAUCUUUGUUGCCGCAUGGGACUUGAGGGAAGAAGAACUCUACUUCAAGUUCAUGGUCAAGAUCAUGGAAGCCAUACUGGCGAAUCAGCUGCUGCCCUUCGCCUACCAUGCUUUCCGCGAGUCCGAGUCGAAAGAUAUCAUCUCGCCGGCCCAAGCGGUUAUCAUGAAGCUACUCACAAACAUCUUCCGCGCGAGGCAGGCACGCGCACAACCUACGAAAGGCCUAAUCAGACCCAACCCCCCACAAGUCGACCAAGGCGACGUUCACAUGGUUAAUUUCCUACUCACCGAAUUCAGGAGACAUAUUAUACCACAAACUUGCGCACUAAUAUUCCUGCAAGGUCAGAUCCGCGCUGGUCAUGCGCACGCCGAGGACUUCCCCCUGAACCUCUGGGAUAUGGAACGGAUGUACGAGGGUGUCUAUCAAUACCUUGAGUUCUUCGCCAUUCUUACAGAGCAUGAAACAUGGAAGAGGAUGUUGAGCAACUGGGAGAUUGCCAACGAGCUGGUAACACUAUUGAAGGAGCUAGAUGCAGCGAUACCGAAAGGCAAUUUGUCCGUGCCGCCACUCAAGAACACUAACCAACCUGCUCCGCCACCACCGCAGCAACAACAAGAAGAAGAACCUCAAUUCGAACAAGGCAACGCUUCUGUACAGCACCCGCAGCCCCAAACACCACAGCCCGUCGCAGUCGAGCGUCCUUACGAUACGACAGCCGCAGCCGCCGAGCCCUACAUCCCUCCUCCCACCUCACCAUCACCGCGCCCAUACAUGGACGAAGCUGCUGACGAGCCCUCGGACUUUGAAUGGCGAAAUUUGAAGAAGCUCGCUGUGCUUGUUCUCAGCUCUCUAGUUUGGAAAAAUAAGCACGUACAAGACCAAAUCCGGCCCCUCGGUGGCAUCGAAGCUGUUCUGAAUUGUUGUUCCUAUGAUGAGCACAAUCCGUACAUUCGGGAACACGCCAUCAUGUGUCUGCGCUUCCUCAUGGAAGGAAACAAAGAGAACCAAGACCGCAUACGCGCGCUCGAAAAACACACACAGGAGAAGUCGUCCCAGUCUCAAUCCAAAGCCUCGUCGUCGGAAUCCGUGCGACCCGUCAACGUCCGCGUCCCCGACGAAGUCCUCGACCAACAAGGGUACGAAACAUACAUGGACAACAAGGGUCAGGUCAUGCUGAGAAAAAGGCAACCACCACAGACCCAAACGCCAGUACAAAAAGGGAAAGCAAAGGCUAAUUUUGACCCAGCGAUGAGGGAUCCGAAGGCGUUGGAAGACCUGGUUCAGCAAGUUAUGCGAGAUUUACCCAGGGUGCAAGGGCUAGGUGGUGAGAGGGCGAGUGAGGCAGAGGAGGCGUUGAAGAAGCUUGAUAGGGGAUUUGAUGGGGGUGGGAAAGGGUGA